AUGGUUAUUCAAAUAAUCAUAACGUUUUCUAUUCUGCUUCUAUUUCUAAUUCUAAUCGGUUCCAUUUUGACUUAUUAUAAUAUUUCAAUAUUUGUUUUCUCAAAAAAUGACAAAAUCAAAGGAUUUGUGAAAAAUCGAGUCGGGAAAUGGUAUGGAAUUGUGACCUUGAUUGUCCUACUUGUGGUGAUUUGUGUUGGCGGAAUUGCGAUUUAUUUUUGGGAGUAUCAAGCUGGCGAUUUGAAGAUUCGUGGAUGUGAUGGAGAUUUGGAACAUCCGAUGGUUUUACUUAACACAUCGGAAUCUCUUCUAAUCUCCUCACAUUUUUCAAUGUCUCGAGUCAAAACAACAAUAAAUGAUUUCAAAAGCAAUGUUCUUAAUCAUUUGAAUAAUGCAAAAAUGAAGAAGUUUUUUGAAGCAAGUUGAAUAAAAAACUUUAGAGUAUAAUAAAAAUAAUUAUUAUUUCAGAAUCUGAAUAUUUUCCUUGGUUUGGUUGAAAAUUGGACUGUGUUAUGUGAAGAAGCAGAAAGAAAAUUGGUUGAAUUGAAUGGCAAGAGCUGUAUGUUAAGUGUGAGAAAACAAUCGGCAGAGUUGUUUGGAUUGUUGAAUUCAACAGUUUGGAAUGAAGUCACAUCUUCGAGUACAGUUGAUGGUUUGAACAAUUAUUUGGUGGGAGAAGUUUCGAAGUUGUAUAGCGCUCUUGAAGAAAAUUCUGAAAAUAUGAAUUCGCAUAUAGAUGAUCUCAGCGUAAGUUUGGAUUUUUGAAUAAAAUUUGAAUUACGAGUGUUCUAUUCGAAAUAUCAUAUAAAUUUCCAGAAUAUAGUUAAGAAAAACCAGAAAGAUUUGACGAAAACCGGAAAAUUCAUCGAAGAUGGCUUUGUCUCGGAAUUUGGAACGUUAAGCAAAAUUAUAUCCAAAUUGCUCAUAUCAAUGUUCACCACAAUUUCUGCGUUAUUAAUUAUAUCUAUUUUGAUUGCAAUUUUGCUCAAGUCCAAAUUAUUCUUCAAAAUUUGCAGUUAUACUGGAUAUUUAUCAUUUUUAACAGUAUUCUCCUAUACUUUGAUGGUGCUAUUUGUGAUUAUCUCAAAUAUCCCUUUAUUACAUUGGUGUCCAUUUUCAAAUGAAACCCAAUUGAACGAGAGUUUUUCAGCCAAUGAAAACUACUGUAUAUCUAUACAUUCUUCACUUUUCACUCAAACAUCGUCUCAAUUGAAUUCGCCCAGUGCUACUUUUAUGCGAAAUUCUAAAAGUAUGAUUUUGGAAUUUGAGAAGAAUCUUCUGAGAGAAAUUGACACCACAAUUCAAUUUAUGAAUAUCUCGUUUUCAAAAGUUCUGGUUAACAAAGCGCAUUCGAAAAGAGCAGCCGGAUUCAAGGUUAGAUGUAGUGUGGAAGAAGUUAAGAUGGUGAAGAAAUUAAACGAUAAAUUGAUGAAAGCUGCAAAGGAUUAUAAGAAGUAUAAAAGGAAACUGGUGAAAGAUGGUUCAGGAAUUUAUGACGAGUUAGGAUAUAUGUUGCAGAAUAUUACCAGAUAUUCGAAUGAUUUUGUGACUCAAAUAAAUGGUCAUAUUUUAAAUUCGGUUGAAACUAUUCAAGUGAGUUUGAAAAUAUAUACAUAUUUAUUACAAAAGAUCUUCUCAUGAAAGAAUUUUGAAUUCAAAUUUUUCAGAAAAAUAUUGAAAAAUCCAAUUUUCCAUGCGAUUCAUUUUUGGAAUCUUUCCAAAAAUGUAAAUCAAACAUUUGUGCAAAUAUGGUCGAUUUGAAUCUUGAAUUGUUAAGUUAUUGGUAUUUUAUAGCAGUGAUUUUUAUUUUGUUGACAAUUUCUGGACCGAUUAUUGGAAUUUGGGGAAGCGCUGAAUGUUUGAAGCUGGAAAAUGGUGAUGUUAAAAAUCCACCUGGAUUUGAUGCAGAAUCGAAGAUAAAGACCAAAUCAAGAACUAAGACUAAAACUCAAAUCAAACCAAAAACCAAAAAUGCGAGAAAAUCGAAACUUGUGCAAAAGAAAUGA
This is a messenger RNA of Caenorhabditis angaria, 2003 nucleotides long. NCBI's taxonomy places the organism in Eukaryota, Metazoa, Nematoda, Chromadorea, Rhabditida, Rhabditidae. The record is from the annotation of a GenBank genome assembly.